Messenger RNA from Trachymyrmex cornetzi, 16046 nucleotides. RefSeq names its product microtubule-associated protein futsch. The record is from RefSeq and is a predicted model, not a curated record. NCBI's taxonomy places the organism in Eukaryota, Metazoa, Arthropoda, Insecta, Hymenoptera, Formicidae. Gene Ontology annotation, cellular component: synapse; cytosol; neuronal cell body. Gene Ontology annotation, molecular function: microtubule binding; actin binding. The transcript is spliced from 11 exons. Gene Ontology annotation, biological process: axonogenesis; regulation of microtubule depolymerization; dendrite development. Bases 576 to 16046 code for a protein of 5156 amino acids.
GGGACAGGGCCCGUCGAGGAGAGGAGGAUUUCGCGUCCGUAUACGUUUUCCGACGUGCACUCGACGGAGAGGCUUCCGCAUUGGACAACGAAACGUCGUUCGCCGUCGGAGGCCAUCCGUCGAUCUCCCUACGCCGGUCUCCGUGUAGUUCUCUCGGACCCUCCUCUCUCUCGUUCGGUCUCUCGCCCGUCCGCUCGCAACCCCCGUCGUCUUCGGGACGCCCGGUGUUGUAGCACCGCCGUACUCGAUACAUAGAGACACGUAUAACGUCAAACUACUUUUCGCGGUGCGCGAAAGAAGCGAGAGAGGUGUGCCCCGCUCCAUCUCUCGUUGGGCCUCGAGAAAGCAGACGAAGGGACUGACAACUUGGAGACGGACAGUCUCCAACGCGCGACAUCCCCCUUUCCUCCGAGGGACAUCCCGUUAGUCACGGGCGACGUCAUCGUUCGCCUAUUACCGCAGUGGUAACAGCCCUCCAGGAUACUUCCGGAACCUGGAAUUCGGUUCGUUCGAGGCUACCCCCCGGCUCGUGGUACCCAGGAAUAUUGCUGGGGGAGUGUAACGAGUAACCAGCAAUGAGUACCACGGACCCUACCGGGGAGGGUGGAGGAGGGGGAGGAGGAGAAAGCGCCACAACGACUAACGUCGAGCAGACUCCAUCCCCAAGCACGCCGAUCACCGGCACCUCCGUACCGAUGCAGGCGACCACUCAACAACAACAACAACCGCAACAACAUCCGCCACCGUCGCCCUUGAGCGGCUGCUACCUUCUCGUGGUGCUUCCUGAGCCUCAUACCGCACAACAUAAGGACCUUAUCCUGAAUCGCCUCGCAAAAGGUUUUCUAUCAUGGGACAAGGACAGUUGUCACGUAGAUCUGGAGAAGGAAUUAUUGGCCUUAGUAGCGCAAGCCCCCGAAGGCGAAGAAGCCAGAAAUGGCGAAAGAUUGAUCCAAUAUGCCACCGAGAACCUCGUAACGGAAGUUCUCAUUCACCCACAGACGAAUACAUUAUUACAGUGUAUUCGCAAUCUCCUUGCAAGUUUCACGAAACAUCGGCACAUCAUACACGCUGGAUACACAUUCGGUGGUAAUGGUUCCUGGAUACUGCAGGAUGGAACCUUCAGUCUCGCAGACUUUCUGGAUGCGUUCAGCGAACAUGAGGUGCAAAGAGUCCUUCGUGCCUACGAGAAUAGCGUUACCGUAGAUAUACAUUGCGCGGGUGUCGGCGAUUGGACGACAAGUCGAUUGUCGAAAGAGGCUUGUUGCAGAUCUUGCAGAGUCAGAGUAAACCCCGACGAUGUUCUGACAGCCGGCGUGCCGGCUAUCAUGAGUUUUACGAAUUACAUCGGACAGUACCUAGUGUCGCAAACACUGGACCAGCUCAUGGAGCCGUCCGACGUCGUUGGAAACAUUAGAUUUAGCCAUCCAACCUUAUACGUCUUCCCCGGUGGGCAAGGUGACGCCGCUCUUUUCGGUAUAAACGGUUUCAACAUGCUCGUCGACGGCGGCUUUGCUAGGAAAGCAUGUUUUUGGGAUUUCACCAGGCAUCUCGACCGAUUGGAUGCUGUUCUAGUCACUAGGAUAAAUAAUAGUAACAUCGGCGGCAUGUUUAGCGUUCUUCGCAAGAAGAAAGAGAUGCACGUCUAUCCUCAGAUCGGCCAUUUCUUCUGUAACUUAAUCGAAAGAAGACAAUCAAAUUCACCCGAUGGCGAUAAGGACAUUGAUCCGCUCAUUUUCAACCUCACUGAUAUUGGUCAAGAGAUGGUGGUGAACCUUCGACACGUUAAUCUUCGCGCCCAUCCUUGCUACAGAGAUCCCGAUCCAAUCAACCUCUAUCACAAGGUGGGCCACGGGACGCUGGAUAUGUACGUGCUCAGCCCGAGCAAAGACAGUCGCGAAGUGCGCGAAUUCCUGGCGAAGUGGCACACGUCAGAUUCGAAGCUGUUUGCAGGUUCUCAUAAAAAAGAUUCGAACAAUCUCACAUUCCCGAUACAGAAUCUCGUGUCGAUAUGCGCGCUUCUAGUUUGGCAGCCGGCCAAUCCCGAGGAUAACAUCACGCGGAUUCUCUUUCCCGGCAGCACGCCGCAACACAAGAUCUUCGAAGGUUUCGAACGAUUAAAACAUCUGGACUUUUUAAAGCAUCCAGUAUGUUCAGCGAAGACUCUGUCACCGUCAGUGUCUUUAGCGACACUCAGAGAUAAGCCAACCAAGCAAAAACUUAGUCUUAUCGAGAAAGAACCCAAGAAAAUUUUUGAGCCAAAGAAAGAGAAGAGAGAACCAUCGGAGCCCAAGUCCAUCAAGGCCGCAGACGAGACUGUACCCAAGAGUAUCUCUCAAUCGACACCGAUUAUAGCUGCUAGUAAACCUAAGAUCGAAAUGAAGACGAAGAAAGUUGUGGAAAAUAAGAAGAUCGAGACUGAGGCAAAAGAGAGUAAGAAAAUUGAAAAAGAACUGAAAGAGGUGAAAAAGGAGCCCAAGAAGGAACCAAUUAAAGUGGAGAAGCCCGAAAAACGAGAAGACGAUGUGAAAAAGACUGAUUUAAUCAAACCGGAGUCCGAGAAAAUCAAGGAACCUAAGGAACCUAAGGAACCGAAGCCCAAGCCCGAACCAAAAAAGAAAGAACCAAAAGAAAGCAAGGUGAAAGUUGAAUUGAAGAAAAGCGAAUUAACUCCGAAGCCAAAAUUGAUUGAGAAAAAAGCUAAACCUUCUGGUGUAGAGAAAAGAGACGCUAUGAAAUCCUCCCCGACUACUCCGAAGAAGACUCUGAAUGGUGCUGCAACAAAGACAGAGAUAUCGAAAGCUGUACCGAAAGUGAAACCGGCGGUCAAGGUUGCUCCAAGUCUUCCAGCCAAGAGUGCUAAGGAAGCUAACAACAGGAAAGUGGUGGAACAGAAGAAAUCUGAAGUCGAGAAGUCUGCCGUGAAGGAUUCUGCAGCGCCAGUUGUCAAGGUGACCGCAAAACCUAAACCAAUGGACAGGAAGCCGAUCAGUCGUCGCACGAAACCGGUUAGUCCCAAUAAAGCCCGUAUGCCGGGUAGCCCCGCGAAAUCUACUCGCAGUACUCCGACCGCUUCUGUAAAAUCGGACAAAGACGGCGUUAUUCGUAAAGUAAAAGGCGACAAAGGCACUACGGAUUCAUCCACAGUCUCCACUCCAUCUGGCAUAGAACCAGAAGUUGUAAAACCGAUUGAUAAGAGCUUAAUUGAACAAUCUGAAGAUAUAUCAUUAGAUUCAAUAGAAAGUAAAGUAUUGGCAGAUCUCAAAGAAGAGCGAGAGGUAGUGGAAGAAAUUGAAGCUGUUUUACAAAAGGCGGAAAGAAUCGAAGAAAUCCGAAAGGACGAUCGUUUUGAGGGUGAUGAUGAAAUCACGGCUGAAGCCACUGAUAAGAAAGAGGAGGAUAUUACAGAAGAGGAUGUUACCGCCGAGAUUGAAGAUGUGCCUAAGAAGGAAGGUUCUAGAAAAGAAAGUCAGGAAUUGACUGAAGAGGACGAAUAUCUUAUCGUGGAGAAAGAAGAGGUUUACACCGAAGAUUCUGCUCAGAGCGGCGAGGGCGAACAAAAGCACGUUCUCGACGAAGCUCAGUCGGAAAAGGCAAAAGUACUAAAAGAUGUGGAGGCAAUGAAGGAAAAGGGCGAGAAGGAGGAACCUGAGGAGAAGGGAAAAGAUGACAGUCCGGAAAAGAAAGUAGAAAAGAUUUUGGAUAAAGGAGAGAAAGAAAUCGCUGAGUUAUCGUCGGAACAUAAGGAACAAUUACAGGAAGAAGUAAAAGAGAUAAUAGCAUCCGCAGCCGAAAUCGUACAGAAAGCCGAAGAGAAGGACGACUCCGGUAAAAAAGACAGCGAGGACAUCACGAAAGAACCAUCCAGUUUAAGUCCGGACAAAUUAGAUUCAUCGGAGAAAAAAACAACCGAUACAGACAUAAAACCGGAUGUCGAUCAAAAAGAGAAUAUUCUUGAAAAGAUGGAAGAGUCUCAGGAGCGAAUCUCGACAAUAGAAUCGGGGGCUACUACAACUGCUCCGACUUUACCAGAAGACGAGCGAAUACCGUUGGAUGAAAUAAAAGAGGAUAUUGACGAGAAACAUGUUAUUGAAGAAGUAAAGGAGAAGGAUGCUCCUGCAAAGCUGAAAAAGGAAGUCAUUCCGGAAACUGUUCUCGCGGCUGCCAAGCCGGAAGUCAAAGUAUUUGAUGUUCGCCAGGCGAUACCUAAUUUGCAAAGAGACAUUGUUAAAACACCAGAUGAGGUCGCCGAUCUUCCGGUUCAUGAAGAAGUCGAUCCUAAGCUCUACAGAAUGGAAGAUUUCGAGAAGGGAAAAGAGGAGAAACUAUCGCCAACUGCGCAAGAAGAUAAAGAAUCGUCUACUCCGCCCGCAAAAGAGCAGAAGGGUGUUUUUAGUUUCUUUGGCAAGGUGGCGGAUAAAUUUGAAAAAGGUAUCGAUAAAUUGACCAAGAAAAAGAAGGAUUCUGAGAAGGAUUCCGACGAAAAAUCUUCCUCAAAAUCAAGUUCUCCAAAAGAACCAAAGGUGCAAGAGAAGACGGUCUUGGAAGAGGUUGAUAUGGAGAAGGUAUUCCCUAAAAUUGGCAAGCCCGUUGACAAACCCGAGACAUUCGAAGAGGCGAAACCUACGACUGUUGAUGUGAAAGUAGCUGCCAUCAAGGAAACCGCGGCAUUUAUACAGGAAGAGAUACUGGACAUACAGAGGAAGAGUGUGCCGGAUAUCGAAGAAAAGCUUCCUACUGAUAAGUUAGAUGAAAUUAAAAAAGUAGAAGCCAAAAUCGAGGAAUCAUUCCUUGCAAAGGACGUAUCACCAGGAGUCGUUUCACCAACAAAACUAAUUGAAGACAAGGAAAUUGCGAAGGAGAUUGAACUUUUAAAGGAAGAAGAUAUCGGAGAAGAUGUAGAAGAGGUAAAGGCACUUUUGGAGGAAGCUUCGAAAAAAUUCAAAACUGUGAAAGAUAGUUUAAGAGAUUCAUUGGAAUCUUUGGAAGAUAAAAUUAAAGAAGAGAUAGCUGAGAUACAUGAAACACCAUCCGCCCUGAAAGAUAUGGUAAAGGAUACUUUGGAAGGGGUGGCUGAGAAAUUGGAAGAGAUAAAGCCACAUAUCGAGAGUCACUUACCCGACAUAAAAGAACCGGAGAAGGUCAAGUUUGCUAUACCAAAAGAUGAAGAAUUCGAAGAGGAAUACGAAGAGGAAAUACAGGGUCCAUAUAGAGACAUGAAAGAAGCUGUUAGGGAUGUCGGAGAAGUCCUUGCUGGUACUGCCGGUAUCGAGCUCGAAGAUAAACCCAAGGAUGUCAUAGAAAUUGUGAAGAAAGUCGCCGAGGUUCUCAGAGAAGACGAUUUUCUUUCCGACAAAACGUUAUUCGAGCAAGCUCCUAAAAAAGAAGAGAUUUCACCGAUUUCGACGGACAGAAAACCGUCAAAAGAAGAAAUCUCCCCAAUUUUGACGGAAAAGAAGCCUUCUAUACCAAGUGAAAAAAUAUCUCCAGAGAAGGUUGCUAAAUUAGAAGAAGAGGAACUCAAACUUGCUCACGAAGAUAUUGUGAUACCGAAGAAAGUUGAUGUUACUGAAGUAUUUCCGGUUCAUGAAGAAUUUGAGAAAUUUGGGAAGGCCGACAAACUUCCAUACGAGAAACCUGACGCUCUCGAGGUAAAAGAAGAACCUUGUAUAAAAGUGGUGAAAGAAAAGGAUGAUAUAAUAACAUCGCCUAUAAAGGACGUGGCGAAAGAUAAACGGGAUGCGCAAAAAAUUUGUGAAGAGAUAUUAAAGGAUGAUCAACAUAUUUGCGAUCAACAUAAAAAACCGAUGGACGAUGAUACAUCUCGAGUAGAUGUGAUGCAGGCUGGUAUCGAGGACGUAUGCGUGAAGGAAGUAGCGAAACGACCAUCUUUCGAGAAGAAGCUGGAGGACGAGAUAGAAGAAUCCGUAAUCGGCUUUGAGCAAAAGAUUUCGCCGGCGAAGGCGGAGAUAGUGAUGGUGACUCCCGGUUCUACGCCAACUUCGCCGAAAUUUGUCACGGACAAGAUAUAUGACGAAGGACUGGAAAUUGGUUAUCGUGAGUUGCCAGAGGAUAUCAAGCAAAUUCUCAGCAAGGAAGUGCCAGUUGAAGAAAUAAUCGAGGAAUUGAUUAUCACGAAGAAGAAGAAGGUUACUAUCGAAGUGAUCGAAUAUAUCACCGUAACGAAGCACAUCCCGAGAGAGCGCGUGAUUUACGUUAUCGAAGAGAUUAUCACGAAGAAGGGACUUCCCAGAGAAAGUGUGAUAGACGAUCCAGAGAUUCUGAGGUUGAAGGAAUCUAUCACACUUGAAAAGAGAAUGGAGAUCGAAGAAUAUAUCCUUAACGAAUAUAUUGUUAAAGGAAAACGAAUUACCAUAGAAAUCGUUCAAGAAAUCUCGAUUAAGAAAGUUGUGCCUAAAAAGAUUGUCAUCGAAAUUAUUGAAGAGAUUAUUGUUAAGAGAAAACUUGCUAGGCAUAUGAUAUUAAACGUUCCUGAAGAAGUAUUAUCGGAAAUAAUUAAAGAGAAAUCGCCGGAAGAAUCGCCAGAACAAUCGGCAGAGGAGCAGAUAACAGAGGAACAGCAAAUAGACAUAACUGCGAAACAAAAAUUCGCUGCUGAAGUUCCUGAUGCUCCAACCGGAGAAGAAAAACUGACUGAUGAAGGCGUGUUUAAAUCUUAUAUUGAGGAAUUUAUCGUUAAUGAGUACGUUACUAAAGGGAAAAAGAUUACCGCAUCGACAAUCGACGACAUUUCUAUUCAAAAGACAGUGCCCAAGCAAAUUCUUAUUGAAAUUAUCGAAGAAAUUAUUAUUAAAAGAAAGAUUCCCAAGAACACGGUACUUGAUGUUACGGAGGAAGAAUUAUUAGCAAUUUCUAAAAAGACACCUGAGGAUGAGAAAGAAAAAUUAGUCGCUGAGACACCUAGCGUUCCAGAGAUUCCAGAAAAGGAAUCGAUAACUUCGCAAAAAAGAGCAGAAAUUGAAGAAUAUAUUAUUAACGAAUAUAUUACCAAGGGGGAUAAUAUUAAUAUUAAAAAACUUGAAGAAAUAUGUGGUAAAAAGAAGGUACCUAAGAGAAUCAUCAUUGAGAUUGUAGAAGAAAUUAUCAUUAAGAGAAAAAUACCGAGACAUACAGUACUUAGUGUAACCGACGAAGAAUUAUCGCAUAUUAUUAAGGAAGAAGCGAUUCCAGAGUCGCAAGUACUGACUGAGAAACCGGUCGCAGAAGUGCCCAGCACUGAAGAGAAAAAAAGUCCAAUUGAGUUAAAAAAAGACAAGAAAGAAGAUGUUCUUGAGCAAGAAAUGAGCGCUGAAGAGGAGUUAUCGGCCACAUCCGAAGAGGAGGACGUCGAGAAGGAAGUGGAUGGAUUUGUUAGUAUACCCAGAAGGAUUUCCGAUACGGCUGAUAUAAAGAAGAAAGCGAUUUCAGAGAUUCCAUCUUCAGUAACGAAGGAACAUGAGAAAGACGUGAUUGACGACUUCGAAGCUGUCGAGCAGGAAUAUAAAGUACGUGAUGUACAAUCUCCCGAGAAAGCGAGCGAGAUGAAAGAAAAAGAAGACAUUGAAGAAUCUAUGGAAGAUACCACAAGUGAAGUGAUCGAAGCAGACGAGAAGUUCGUGCAAGAAACCAAAGGGAAAGUGGGAAUAGAAGAGCUUCAGAUUGCAAAGGAUAUUAAACCAACUGAUGAGAAACGAGAACCUGUAGAACGGGAAAUAUCCGAAAUAUCGGAAAUUGUCGAUACUACUGAGAAAUAUUUAGACGAGGCUAAGGAAAAGACGGAUGACAUGCUUCAAAAAGAGACUGCUACAACAUUGACGCCAUCAAUCUCCGACAAAGCAGAAAAGUCUUCAAUCGAAGACUCAAGUAAGGAAACACCCAAAGAUUUCUCCGAUAAGCGACCAUCAAUUGACGCACCAGAUAUUUCUAAAUCAAUUACACCAAGCCCAAAGAUAAUUGACGAGAAACUUGAAAUGCAAGAAAUUGAGCCUGCGGUUAAAGAAGAAGUCGAGGAACUGCAACUUAAAAAAGUUGUUGAAGGAGUAAAGGUAGAAACAAAGCUCGCAGAUGCAACAGGUUUCACACAAGAGCCAAAAGUAGAAUUACUUGAAGACGAUAAGAAAUUUAAACCAUUAGAGACCACAGAAAUUAAAGAAGCUCCAAUAACUAAGGAAGAGAAGGGCCCUCAAGAAACAUUAGCAGCAAAUAUACCAAAACCAUUUGACGAUGGCACUGUUAAAAGGAUGCUGGUUACAGCAUGUAGCGAGGAUGGCAGAGAGGAAACUGAGAUCUGUCCAAGCGGCAGCAUAACUUUUACGAAAACCGUCACUCCAGAUGAUUCUCUUAAGGAUGUAUCUGCUAAAUCUACACCAGAUAAAGAUUCAUUACUUUUAGAUAAAGACUCGCGUUCGGAUAUAAGUACUCCCGAAAAGGAUAGUAUUUCCGAAAAAUCUGCGCCAGAAGGUAAGGAUAAGAUUACUCCGGAAGACAGUUUGGAAAAGUCACCUGGUGGUCCUCGUGAUUCACAGGAUCUUGAAGACAGUUUGGAAAAAUCAGAAUUGCGUAAGCCAAAGGUACCAGAGGAAUUGGAAGAUAUUAUAAAGUCUCCUGUGGAAAAAGAUUUGGAGAUAUCAGAUAAAAUUGCCGAAAAAGAUAUACCGAAAUCGCCUAAAGAGGAACAAGUGGAACCGAAAUCUUCAGCUGAAGAAAAGAUCAAGAAACCUAGUUCUCCAGUUGAAAAAAUCGAAAAAUCACGAUCUCCUUCACCUCUUGAUACAACAACGCAGAAAUCUCCUAUAGAAUUAGCUGAAAAACCAAAACUUCCAAUCGAGAAGGUGCUUCCAGAACCUAAGAAAGAAGGAACGAUUGGUGUUCCAAAGACACCUGAAUCGUUCCAUUCAGAGGACGUUUCACCAGCUGAGACAAUUUUCUCGAAGUCACCCACAGAUAAAUCUGAAAUGUAUUUUGCAAAGGCACCUAUUACCGAAGAAGACGUUGCUAUCGAAAAAGACAUAAAAAAAUUACCUGAAUCUAUUAAAGAAAUUAAAUCAGCCGUAGACAAAGAAUUACCAAUAUCUUUAGAAAAAUCCGAACAAGAUAUUAAAUCUCUCGAUAAAUCCCCUAGUAUUUUAAGUGAUAAAGUCGAUGAGAAAGAAACUGAUAAGUUGAAAUCGCCUAGUAUUAUGGAGAAAGAAACGGUAAGUGAAAAGUUGCCUAUUUUCGAGAGUGAACAUUACGAUGAAAAGGGACCAAUUGACGAAGCUAGAUCUCCAAGCGCGAUUAGCGAUAAAUCCGACGAGAAGAAAGAGGCCGAACGUUCCAAGUCACCGAGCAUAGCUGCGGAUAAGCCGGACCUUCAAGAUGUGACGGAACGUUAUUUAGAGAAACCAAAAUCCCCUAUUUUUGAUAGGCCAGAUUCGCCUAAAGCUAUUGAUAAGACUGAAGAAUCACAUGAUAAAGAUAGAUCUCCCAGUGUAGCUAGUGAUAAAUCAGAUAGCAAGAAAGUAAGUGACCGUUCUAGAUCACCAAGCGUUUCUGUAGAAAAAGUAGAUUUCGAGAGGACCCGAUCGCCUAGUGUCACAAGUGCUAAAGACGACAAACUGGAACAGUUUCCAGUAGCAAAAUCACCUGAAAUACCAAAGGAUGUGUUGAAAUCUCCGAAACUUGAAGAAGAUAAAUCGGAUUUGAAAGAUAUAAUGCAAUCUCCGUUAGAUAAAUCACGAUCACCGAGUGUAACAAGCGGCAUUAGCGAAUCUAAAGAACCAGAUCGCUCAAAGUCACCCAGUAUUGCCGGCGAAAAACCUGAUAUGAAGGAUGUAACGGAAACACCGAUGGAGAAGUCAAGAUCUCCAAGUGUGAUCAGUAUUACGAGUGAGCAAAAAGAACCAGUUGAUCGCUCCAAGUCUCCGAGCAUCGCAGGAGAAAAAAUAGACUUAAAAGAUAUCGCAGAACCUGCAGAUCGGUCAAAAUCGCCAAGCGUAACUGGAGAAAAACCAGAUUUGAAGGAUGUCACCGCAGAGAAAUCGAGAUCUUCUAGUAUUACAGGAGAACAAAAGGAAUCGCUUGAUCGUUCUAAAUCUCCGAGUGUUGCUGGAGAGAAACCGGAUUUAAAGGAUAUCAUAGAACUAUCCGAUGAAAAAUCAAAAUCAGUUGUCGCGAUGAGUGCUACGACUGAUUCGAAGGGACUCGAUGAUCGAUCGAAAUCGCCGAGCAGUACUGAUCUAACGGAUAUUACAGAACAAUCGUCGCUGGAUAAAUCCAAGUCACCUAGUGUCACGAGUAUUACGUCUGAUCAGAAAGAAUCAGUAGAAAAAGCAAAAUCGCCAAUUUCGGACAAGAAGGAAGAACGUGACAGGAGCAAAUCUCCAAGCAUAAUAAGUGAAAAGUCUGAUGAGAAGAAAUCUGCCGAUGGUUCGAAAGCGACCAGUGUUACAGAGGAAAAACCAGAUCUUAAAGACGUGAUGGAACCACCAGCCGAUAAAUCCAGAUCAUCAAGUGUUACGAGUGAGAAAGCGGAAUUAUUUGAAAAAUCGACAUCGCCUGUUUCUGACAAAUUAGAACCACCUGUUGAUCGAAGCAAAUCUCCCAGUGUUGCUAGCGAUAAGUCCGAUGAGAAGACAUCGGAUGACAAGAGUAGUGUUAAAGAACAUUAUGAAAGUGCUGGUGAUAAAUCCCCGAGUUUCGUCGAUGUGAAAAUACCGCACGAAAAAGCUAUGGAAGAGAAACCUUCAACAGUUUCCGGAAAAAUGGACGUUAAGCCAGACGAUAUUAUAUCGCAUGACAGACCGGUAUCUCCAAGCAUUGUUUUUGAUAAGCCGGUAGAUGACACUAAACAGCCAAUAGAGAAAAUAGAUGUUGACGGAUUAAAAACGUCCGGCAUAAUCGGCGAUUCGGAUUUUGUCGAUAAGACAAGAUCAUUAAGCAUUAUCAGUGAUAAGACAGAACCGAAAUCACCAUCCGAUGUCUCAAAGUCACCGAGUUUAGCCGACGAUCAAAAGGAUAAGUCUAGAUCAUCCAGUGUUGCCAGUGAGAGGCUUGAUGAUAUUAAAGUUCCUCAAAUACCAGAAGCAAAGGGAGAACGAUUAAUUUCGUCGAGUUCAGCCGACGAUCAAAAGGAUAAGUCUAGAUCAUCCAGUGUUGCCAGUGAGAGGCUUGAUGAUAUUAAAGUUCCUCAAAUACCAGAAGCAAAGGGAGAACGAUUAAUUUCGUCGAGUUCAGCCGACGAUCAAAAGGAUAAGUCUAGAUCAUCCAGUGUUGCCAGUGAGAGGCUUGAUGAUAUUAAAGUUUCUCAAAUACCAGAAGCAAAGGGAGAACGAUUAAUUUCGCCGAGUUCAGCCGACGAUCAAAAGGAUAAGUCUAGAUCAUCCAGUGUUGCCAGUGAGAGGCUUGAUGAUAUUAAAGUUUCUCAAAUACCAGAAGCAAAGGGAGAACGAUUAAUUUCGCCGAGUUCAGCCGAUGAUCAAAAGGAUAAGUCUAGAUCAUCCAGUGUUGCCAGUGAGAGGCUUGAUGAUAUUAAAGUUUCGCAAAUACCAGAAGCAAAGAAAGAACGAUCAAUUUCGCCCAGUUUGGAUAUCGGAAAGAUCCCAAAAGACGGAUCUGCUAAAUCGUCGCGAGCUAGUUCGCCAGUGGAUAAAACUCCGAAGGAUAGAUCACGUUCGCAAAGCGUCUUCGAUGCUGGCGAGAAAACACCGGUCAGAUCUAGAACAGCCAGUUUAUUCGAUGACAAAUUAUCAGAGAAGCCAUUUCCUCAAGAGGAAAAACAUUUCGACAUGGGGAAACCACUUGAUGAGAAGAAUGAAUGUAAAAAAGAUAGUAAGAGUCCUAUAACUUCUCCUGAGACAAUCGAGAAAAAAAUGCAGAAGAUCCGCGAAAAACGAUUUGCCGAUUUUAAAGAGCCGGACGUCGGACAACCAAGUAAGGUAGAGAAAUCAGACGAUGAAGAAGAAGACGUCAUUAAAGUGACAGCCGAGAAGAAGGCGGAGAUCGAGAAGUACAUCUUAGAUGAGUACAUUGUGAGGAAAAGAAAGAUCAGUCUGACGGUGAUCGAGAGAUUAGUUAUGACGUAUUCAGUGCCCCAAUUUAUAGUGAUGGAGAUAAUAGAAGACAUUAUUAAUCGGCAAAAUAUGCCUAGGAGUGCAGUUUUCGAUUUCGUAGACGACGAAGCCUUCUCCGAGCCUCAAUACGGAAAAGAAUCUGAAACGGAACUGCUGGCGCCGCAAGAAAGAGCGAAAGUAGAAGAAUAUAUUAUUGAGGAAUUCAUUACGAAAAAAAAGAUGAUCACGCCGGAAGCCUUGGAAGAAAUGGUCAUUGUUAAAUCUGUGCCGCGAUACAUUCUCAUUACAAUUAUUGAAGAGAUCAUUGUGAAGAAAAAGAUACCUAGGAACACCGUAAUUGAAGGGGACUUGGGAGAACCGGGAGAAAAAGAUCUAGGUAUUUUUGAAAAAAGAGAGGAGCCUGUUAUGCCAGCUAGCAUGGAUUUCGGAAAAAUAACUCAAGAAGACAUUCACAGUCAUGAAAAAUCAGGUGAUACUACGAAAGGCGAAAAUCUGGAUGGCAAAAUAUCUCCUGCAGGGAGCGAUCGACAUGACAGGGAUUCGAAAGCGGCGCUUUCUGCUAGCCCCAGCUUAAGUCCGGAACCUAUUCCUUCCGACAAAUCAACUCAGGAUAGUCCAGCUCGAUCAGAGCCGCAUAUAGAUGAGGAGAUCCUGAUAUCGGAAGAGAAGCGAAUGGAAAUCGAAAAACUCUUGGAGGAAGAAUAUAUAAAGAAAGGAAAGAAAAUUACAGAAGUGACACUCGAAGAGAUAAUCAUCAUGACUUCUCUACCUAGGUAUAUUAUCCUAGAGAUAGUGGAAGAAAUUAUAUUAAAGAGAAAGAUCCCAAGAGAAUCUGUGAUCGAUGUGGAAAUUUAUCAAGAGGAAGAAGAGGACUACGAUAAGGCAAUGUAUCACUACGAGGGAACAACGGAUGUAGAUUACGAGCUGCCGCAUGAUGCCAGGGGUAUGUAUCCGGAAUCGAGCGAGCAACAGUUGGACAAAUCCGAUUAUCCACCGGAUUACGAGAGCCAGUUUCACAAAGCCUUCGUUGGUGGUAUGACGGAGAUGCGAACGACACAUAUAACCACAUUGUCUGGAAAAUCGACCCCAGAAUUUACACAUGACGCUGCUUCCAAAAUCGAGCCAACCGGUAAAGUGCCUGAAAAAUUAUCGGAAUCUACUCUGACCACGACUCACAUAACGAGAACAGAUGUGGAAGACACGAAGGCUGUGCAAUCUGCUCAAACUGUUACGAUAUUGAGAGAAAGCAAGAUUGCGGAAACUGUCGAUAAAGACAAACCUGAAGAAACUGCGGGGAUUUCGGCAACAGUUACAUCCGGUGAUCAUGCCGAAUCGGAUGGCGACGUUAUUGUAAGUAAGACGACAAUCAAACAUGAAGUGAUUAAAGAGGAGGAAUCUGGGAAGACUGAAGUCAUGAAAGGAAUUGAACCACAAGAAACAGUCAAAGAAAUUAAACAGUCGAGUAUUCAACAAGAUGACCCCGAAGCGAUUACCAAGAUCAUUAAGAAGGAAAUUAUGGAACAUGACGAGCCGGAAGUAGUCACUAAAGUUGUCAAACGCGAAAUUAUCGAGCAAGAUGAGCCUGAAAUUAUCACAAAAGUGAUCAGACGCGAGAUUGUCAUCCCCGAUGAAGAAACCAGCGACUCAAAGGAAGAUUCUGGCGAAUAUAUGAAGACUAUUACAACGAAAACAACGCGAACAAUCGUGACAGAGGAAUUAGCAGAUGCCGAAUUAGCACAAGCUGAUUCUUCGACAAUUUACACAGAUCCUACCUCAGGUUCAACCUACAAGGUUGCGAGUGACGAAGGUGCGUCUGACACAGCCAGCGCCGAUAUAAAGCGAAUCGUGACGACUGUAACCACGAUUACUGGACCGGACGGAAAAGUUACCACAAAGACAGACGUCAAAGAGAGCACGGACACUUUGGCCGGCGAGGAAUUAUUAGAAAAAUUGACGGAAAGUACCAAACCUGCGGAAACAAUUAUCAAGGAAACGAUUACGACUGUGACAUCGGGCACUACAACGCCCGACGUAAAAGCCUUCUAUUCCGAUUCCGGUAAAUCGACACCUGAUCUCAAACAUGAAGCUAAACUUGAAUCUACAAUAAAAGAACGCUUAGACGCAGACAAAUUUGAACAUCCGGUGUCUCCUUUAAUACGAGAACUUAUAUCUGAUGACAAAAGUUAUUCGGGUAAGUCUUCACCGGAUAUAUCGUUGCCUAAGGAUAUCGUCUUCAGUGGCAAGUCUACGCCAGAGGUUCCUACGUCGCCGUUGAUCAGAGACGGCGCUGUAGUUCAACCUCACGUAUCGGGUAGAUCGACGCCCGAUAAAAGAUCCGACUGUCGAUCCUCUACGAGUACACCGGAAGGAUUUAGAUCGGGCGAGAUGAUACGAACUAUCGUUACGACUACAAAGACGGUAUCCGACGAAGGUGAAAUAGUAACGACUACUAGGGAGGUCACAGAAACGACAAAUGAGAAAGGCGAGACAGUUGUAUUGGCGGAAAAGACUGAUGUGAAGGUAGACGAACGUCUGCCAAGCAAAGAUGCCGCGGAAAGCGCGAUCAGCAGUAUUAUCGGCAGCAUCAAAUCCUCGGAAUUGCAACGUGGCGGUAGUCCAGACGUGGCAGGGUCCGACGACGUAACCAGCGAAAAGGAUCGUGAUCCAGCCAGUCCAUUGAGUGAACAUAGUAGCACACGUAGUAAAGUCAUGACACACCCAUGGGGUAGCAGCGAGGAGCGACAUACUUAUUCUGACGAUGAACCACCCAGUUCGUCUCUUUCUUCAACCUCGCAAGUCGGUUAUUCACCGCAAACAACGCGUCGCUAUGAAUCAUCUUCUGAUAAACAAGAGGAGCAGAAACAAGUGGAAUUCUCGGCGGCUGCGAUGAGCAGCAGCUUCUACGGUGAGCUGCCAGCGGUACCGCCUCAGAUAUCUGCUAUGAAAACCUUCCACGGUGAGACUGGUAUGCAGAAAAGCAGUGAUCCCAUUCACAGUCGAUUCACAGUAGAAAAGGAGCCCGCCGGUGAUUAUGGCGAAAAAUCGGACGCAAAGAGAUACGUCGACGAAGCCGAUCUCGACUUCGAUAAAGCUCUGAUGGAUAAAGAGAUGAAGGAGGCCGGAGGGAGCUUCAGCAGCGGAAUAGCGCCCAGGUACACCAAUGGUAGCCUUCGUCAUGAAGCAACCGACGAAAAAGAUCAUCCAUCGUCUUCGUUCCGGGAUGAUAAAGAUGAUUCAAAGGGUGACUCGAAAAAAGAUCCUUUGGAGGGAUGGGGAACCCCUCUUGGGCUGCCGUCUCCUAAACCGCCCAAAAAGUUUAAUCUGAAGAACUCUGCUCAAUCUCCAUCGUGCUCAAGUGAGACAACCUCCGAUACUUUGAAUUUCGAUGUUGUAAAAAAUUGGGGAGAACCUCUUAGGCUGCCUUCCCCCGCACCAGUGACCAAUGAGAUAUCGAACAAGGGAGCGCCCAGUACACCGAAAAAAGAACGGAAACAAGCGAAGAAGAUUCAAUCGGAGAAUAUCAAGAACAAAAAACGUUCGGAAAGCCCCGGUAAGAACGAAAAGAAGAUGAAAGAUUCGAAGAAUAAGGUCCAACCGGUUUACAUGGAUUUGGCGUAUGUACCCCAUCACGGAAAUUCGUACUACACAUCCUUGGAAUUCUUCAAGAGAGUGCGAGCGAGAUAUUACGUCUUUAGCGGCACCGAGCCCAGCCGGGAAGUCUAUGACGCUCUAUUGGAAGCUAAAAAGACUUGGGAGGACAAGGAUCUCGAGGUAACCAUGAUUCCGACCUACGACACCGAUACUUUGGGCUAUUGGGUCGCCGAUAACGAGGAAGCGCUCGCGGCGAAUCACAUAGAUCUAUCACCGUCCGCGUCCAGGUGUACUAUCAAUCUCCAGGAUCACGAGACUAGUUGCAGCGCCUACAGAUCGAACAAAGCUCUAUCUGUUGCGGUACUUAAAUCCCAGCUGCGUGAGAAACGUUUGGCCGAUGUUCUCUGA